UUCGAGAUUGUAAGGUCAAGGUUAAACUUCUGCUACGAUCUAAAUAAGAAAACGAACAUGUUGUUAUCCAAGGUUUCAGUGGCAAAAUGUGCUUUAACAAAGUCAAUCAGUGCCCUGGGAGCGAUGGGCAUGAGGAUGAAGCACACCUUACCAGAUCUGCCCUAUGACUACAAUGCAUUGGAACCGUACAUCUCAGCUGACAUCAUGAAGCUCCAUCACAGCAAACAUCACCAGACCUAUGUCAACAACCUCAACGUAGCUGAGGAGAAACUGGCAGAGGCAAUGGAGAAAAAGGAUGUCAACAAAAUCAUUCAGUUGCAGGCAGCCAUAAGAUUUAAUGGAGGGGGUCAUUUGAACCACAGCAUAUUCUGGGAGACCCUCAGCCCCCAGGGAGGAGGAGAGCCCCAGGAUGGGGCCCUUAAAGACUUGAUCCUGGAGGAAUUUGUCACAUUCGAUGCUUUGAAGAAAGCAUUGACAGAAGCGUCUGUUGGGGUCCAAGGAUCAGGAUGGGGCUGGCUGGGCUAUGACAAGGCGGCCCACUCUUUGAGGGUUGUUACAUGUGCCAAUCAAGAUCCUCUUCUAGCUACAACAGGUCUUUACCCUCUUUUUGGAAUAGAUGUUUGGGAACAUGCUUAUUAUCUUCAAUACAAGAAUGUGCGACCAGACUAUGUCAAUGCCAUAUGGCACAUCAUCGACUGGAAGAGUGUCACUGAAAGAUUCAAGGCGGCCUUGUAAGGCAAAUCUGGAAAAAGCUAGAUUUGUCUCCCUUUGAGCAAACUGAAAAUUUAAUGCAUCUUAUUUUGUUUUGGUGUAAUAAGGCAUUAAUGGUGCAAGCGAUGCAAUUGAUGUUGUUAUAAGAAGUUUUCUCAGAGUGCUAAUGUACAGGCGCAUUCCUUUUUAUGACACAGUGGAUUAAAUUCAUGUCAAUAAAGUUUUGAUUGUGUGCGAUAUAUAGUGAAAUAAAAUAUUGUAUGACUUUA
This is a messenger RNA of Magallana angulata, 980 nucleotides long. RefSeq names its product superoxide dismutase [Mn], mitochondrial-like. NCBI's taxonomy places the organism in Eukaryota, Metazoa, Mollusca, Bivalvia, Ostreida, Ostreidae. Gene Ontology annotation, cellular component: mitochondrion. Bases 58 to 735 code for a protein of 225 amino acids. Gene Ontology annotation, biological process: superoxide metabolic process. The transcript is spliced from 4 exons. The record is from RefSeq and is a predicted model, not a curated record. Gene Ontology annotation, molecular function: metal ion binding; superoxide dismutase activity.